CAUUACAUUUAUGUCUUGCGGCUCUUUCUGGUUUGGGAGGCAAGGAUAGGAUGGAGGGGAGGUCUUCAGAUUCAAUGUGAAUGAGGCUCCAGCCAAUUACUUGAACAUUAAAAAUAAUCAUCGUCUUCAAACUAAAGUUGUUGUACUAGUAUGUGAUCUUAUUCUGCUAUUACGCUUCCGGAUACUUUUUUUUUUUUUGUACUAUUUUUAUGGAUGACUCGGUACAAAUUAGUGAGAGAUAAGAUUAAGUUUUAGAGAUUUUAGGGUAGGGAUGAGAAAAAAAAUGGAAUGGUCGGCACAAGCGAACCAUAUGGGAGGAUUACCAAGAAAAUUAGUGUUCAUGGCUGUUGGAGCAUUUGCAAAGACGGUGGCAAAAUUUCUCAUCACCACUUAUGUUCACAAUGCUGAUACACUAAUUUGUCUUGUUCACUCUAGGCCUUGUGGGGUACCUCUCCUCACUGUUAGUAAUCACAUGUCCACCUUAGAUGAUCCGGUCAUGUGGGGAUUCAAGGGUUUUCCCACCAUGGAUGCUAAGUUGGCUCGAUGGGUUCUUGCUGUUGAAGAUAUUUGCUUCAAAAAUCCUCCUUUUCCAUAUGUCUUUCGAUUAGGCAAGUCCCGUUUUUUGAUAAUAGUAUCUGAAGUUUGUAGUGAAUUUGAACAUGAUGAGUGCUUCUCCUUGCACAUCUUUGUCACUGAAAAUUGUAAUGCUACAGUUAAAUGCAUACCCAUCACAAAGGGUGGGGGAAUUUAUCAAGAACAUAUGAAUGAAGCAAUUAAGCGUUUAAGUGAUGGAGAAUGGGUAUGCAUUUAUGAUUGCACAAUUUGUACUCCUAUGAUUGACUGGGCUCAAUUUCUUAAGGGUUUCUUCUAAUUUAUACUUAAAAAAUUAUAAUAGAAAAGGAGUGUUUUGUGAUUUUUUUUCAUAGGUUGUUGGGUUUAUUUUGGUUGAUCUUGACUGACUAAUCCAUAUAUUUCCUUUUGCUUUUAUCACUUUUCUUCCUUAUUGGAUGCUUGGUGCAAGAGGUUACAUGCGGAAUGCCAUUCUAUCCAAUGUGAGUGAGAUCAAGAAGAACUUUAGCUUAGUGGAACUGAUAUUAGAGUAGGGAAUAAUGUGAUAUUAUAGUACAUGAUAUAUUAUUCAAUAAUCAAUACAUUUUUUACUCUUUCUAUAUCAUCCGUUUUCCCAGUUAUUUUU
Messenger RNA from Mangifera indica (mango), 1195 nucleotides. RefSeq names its product N-acylphosphatidylethanolamine synthase-like. The transcript is spliced from 2 exons. The record is from RefSeq and is a predicted model, not a curated record. NCBI's taxonomy places the organism in Eukaryota, Viridiplantae, Streptophyta, Magnoliopsida, Sapindales, Anacardiaceae. Gene Ontology annotation, biological process: phospholipid metabolic process. Bases 272 to 871 code for a protein of 199 amino acids.